Capsicum annuum is the source of this 796-nucleotide messenger RNA. RefSeq names its product GATA transcription factor 16-like. Lineage: Eukaryota; Viridiplantae; Streptophyta; Magnoliopsida; Solanales; Solanaceae. Gene Ontology annotation, molecular function: sequence-specific DNA binding; zinc ion binding. Gene Ontology annotation, biological process: regulation of DNA-templated transcription. The transcript is spliced from 2 exons. The record is from RefSeq and is a predicted model, not a curated record. Bases 66 to 635 code for a protein of 189 amino acids.
UCUGUAUGUUUAUUAGUGUUUGAUUUGAAUUGUUUCUUGUGUUGCAGGUUUUAGUAUCUGAUGAAAUGAGUAGUGAAACAACUUCGCCCGUAAAGAGUUCACCGGAAACCAGCCAGAGUAACGUAAAGACUUGUGUUGAUUGUGGUACCUCGAAAACACCUCUUUGGAGAGGUGGACCUGCUGGUCCUAAGUCGCUAUGCAACGCAUGUGGGAUCAAAAGCCGGAAAAAGAGGAGAGCGCUUCUGGGGUUAGACAAAGAAGACAAGAAAUCAAAGAAAUCAGUGUCAUCUGGACAUAAAAGCGUUGGACUACAACACCAAUCGAACCAAACUAGUGACGGUAGCAGCAGCAGUGAAGAUAGCGGAAGCAAUAAUUUCGUGAAGAACAUUGUUUCUUCUUCAUUGAAAAAGAAACUAUUGCCUUUUGGUAGAGAAGAAGUAGUUCUGCAGAAACCACGAUCGAGAUCUACUCAGAAGAGGAAGUUGGGAGAAGUAGAACAAGCUGCAUUCUUGUUGAUGGCUCUUUCUUGUGGCUCGUUUUAUAAUCAGCGAAGAACGAAAAUGGAAAAGGCAAGAAGGAACGACAAGUGUUGUGGUACUCUUGGCAGUAAAACUAGUACUUUGUUGGUUGGUUGAGCGUGUUGGGAUCGCGAUCAAGAAUUUGAUUCACUUCACGAACUUGAUCUCUAUGAAUCUGAGACUAUUGAGUGUUAGAUAGAAUGAGCAGAAUGAGAGCUUAAUCAAGUUGACAGCUCUAUGUUUUCAUUUCAUUAAUUUUAUAAUGCUAUUUUAGUUCA